AUGUCUUCUCACCAGCGCAGAACGGGCGACCCGGCGCCGCCCUCACCGACCGGGGAUGCCAAUUCUGACUUUGGCCUCAGAAACGGCAGUGGGCACAACAGAGCAUGGGGAGCUACGCUGGACCCAACGCACAAUCCGUUACUAAGACAACCUAGCAGUUCAAGCCCAUCUUUCGAGGACGGAGACGAAAGCGUAAGAUCUGAGCUUCACUACUACCUCACCAACCCACCGCAGCGAAACCCUACCAGGCGGAUUUCCAUCCCCCGAAAGCCGCUCUCAGCCUGCCCUCCAGCCACUGCGAUCCACACGUCCUCAGAUCCAGGUCGAACCAGCGGCUCCCCUGCAGAACCUAUCCCUCCAAAACACUGGAUGCGGGCACUGGGUGCUCUCUCUCCAAUACUCAUGAUGGUCGAGCUAUUUUUUCUCGGAGUAGCCUUCACCAUAGGCCACUACGUGUUCUACAAGUCCUGGCGGGACAGUAUAGUUGAGGAGAACUUGGGACAAGAAUACAUUAUCUGGGCGGGCACUGCGUUUGCGUUCCUGUCGAAGGCAUCGCUGGUUGGCGCUGUCGUAGUCGCUCAUAAGCAGAUUGCAUGGGAUACGGUGCGCAAGAAGGCUAUCACUGUGGAUGGGGUUGACGCGAUGUUUGUUGCGCCGACUGAUUUUACCUCUUUUUGGAAUCGGGAUAUGUUGAAGAGGGCAAAGGUUGCUACUAUACUUGCGCUACUGGCUUGGUGUGUUCCUAUAUCAGCGGUUAUAACCCCUGGUUCGUUCUCAGUGAGCCUUGUCCAGCGGCAAUUCAACACCUCAAAGCCCAUCCCAUCCACAAACUUCAGUGAUCCAACAGGCUUUGUAACAAGUCUAACACUUACUGUCCUCCAAGACGGGACUGGAAAGACGAACGCCCCCGAGGCGAUCUCCGGCGCAACGAUAGCACCAAGCGCACUCCUAUCUAGGAUCGUCAGCACAACUGCUACUAGCGGUACCAUCCUCCCGAUUAAACCCCCACAACCAAAUUCCUCUUAUGUAAACAGCUUCCACGGCCCCUCUCUCCGGUGUACACCUGCGGACCUCCGAGCCACGCAGGCAAUCCGGCGAACAAUGAACUACGACGAGUCUGGGAGAAUCCGGUACGCCACAAUCUAUAACCCCGAAAUCAGCGGCGAUACAUGCAGCAUUUACGUAGGCCUAGCCUACAACACCACCACGGUUCAAAACCGGACGUACAGCAUCUGCGGACCAAACGGAGGCGGGUGCAUGGUGAACUUCGCCCAGGAAACGAAAUUCGACGAUCCGAGCAUGGGCCAAGCCUUCUCCUGCGAACUUUACAACACGUUUUUCACCGUGAAUGUCACGUUCCGGGAUUCAACACAGACGCUCGGUAUACAGAAGUUGGAGUAUUUAAACCCCGUCUCUUGCGCGCCAUUAGCACCGCCCGUCACAAAUCGCCAACCCUUCGCGGAGUGGAAAGCCUCCUAUGCGGUCUUCGCUGCUAUGGGCGAUAUACUCGUUGGGAACAUUACAAAGAACCGUGACAGCGGGUUCAGAGGCCUCAACCCCGUGUCGUGGGAUACUAGAAUCCUCCAGACAACGCUGAUCGGCAGUUCCGAUUUCGCGAACAUGAAUAUAACGAAUCGCCCCAACGACAUGUACACCGGACCACUAGCUCGGGGGAUCGAAGAGUUGUCUCGGAACAUCACCCUCAGCCUCCUUAGCUCCGAUACUUUCGGACUGCCGAUAAAAAGCGACGUGCUCGUCACACGGCAGGACACUAGGUACCUUUUCAACGAGAGGAGCUUCUGGCUUGCCUAUGGUAUUGCUAUAUUUGUGGCGGCGGGAGCGGUACUCGCUGGUAUCGUGGCGUACUAUGCGAAUGGCGUUAGCCUCGAGCCGAAUUUUUCCACGGUCAUGGCUACCACGCAGUCUGAUGAGAUGCAGGAGUUGGUCCGGGGUGUUAACGUUGAUUUUAGGGAGUUACAGAAGGUGGUUGGCGGGAGGGAAGUUAGGUUACGCAAGCUGCAGAAUGGUGAUCGGAGGUUCGUGGUUGUGGGGGAGGUCAAGGGAUAA
This is a messenger RNA of Tuber melanosporum (Perigord truffle), 2067 nucleotides long. RefSeq lists its product as uncharacterized. Lineage: Eukaryota; Fungi; Ascomycota; Pezizomycetes; Pezizales; Tuberaceae. The transcript has 2 exons. Bases 1 to 2067 code for a protein of 688 amino acids. The record is from RefSeq and is a predicted model, not a curated record.